UCGAUUCCACCCCGAAUGGUGCUGAAAUAAGGUAACCCCCGGGGUUUGCACGUUUUGUGCAAAUUGAAAUAAUCUUUCUAGAAAUGGAUUAUGAUUAUUUGAUAAAAUUCCUGGCAUUGGGCGAUUCCGGUGUCGGCAAAACCAGUUUCCUGUAUCAGUACACUGAUGGAAUGUUCAAUUCUCGCUUUAUUUCGACGGUGGGAAUCGAUUUUAGGGAAAAAAGACUGUUGUACCAAUCCAAGGGCAGGAACCACCGGAUUCAUCUGCAACUGUGGGACACAGCAGGGCAGGAAAGGUUUCGCAGCUUAACAACGGCGUUUUAUCGGGACGCCAUGGGCUUUCUCCUGCUUUUUGAUCUCACUAACGAACAGUCGUUCAUUGAAAUUCGCAAUUGGGUGGAACAACUACGGCUUCACGCGUAUUGUGAUUGCCCCGACGUGGUCCUUUGUGGCAAUAAGGCCGACUUGGAGGACCGCCGAAUCAUAACGGAAUGGCGGGCGCGCGAAAUGGCGGAAAAGCUUGGACUAGUUUAUUUGGAAACUAGCGCCGCAACUGGUCAAAACGUGUCAAGAGCCGUCGAGACGCUCCUGGAAAAAGUCAUGAUUCGUAUGGAGACGGCCGUCGAUCGGGCCAUGCUUCCAGGGCGUCGGGGGCGUCCCCGGGACCCCAACGACGUCGAUUUCAACGCGCCCCCGACCCACAAUUGCACCUGUUAAUGUGCUACAACCGAUUCAGUAUUGUCGUUACUCCCUGAAGCCUAUCGUUAAUC
This is a messenger RNA of Tribolium madens (black flour beetle), 769 nucleotides long. RefSeq names its product ras-related protein Rab-27A (gene Rab27). Gene Ontology annotation, biological process: positive regulation of exocytosis; melanosome transport. The record is from RefSeq and is a predicted model, not a curated record. Gene Ontology annotation, cellular component: secretory granule; melanosome. Bases 84 to 716 code for a protein of 210 amino acids. The transcript has 5 exons. NCBI's taxonomy places the organism in Eukaryota, Metazoa, Arthropoda, Insecta, Coleoptera, Tenebrionidae. Gene Ontology annotation, molecular function: GTP binding; GTPase activity.